This is a messenger RNA of Cottoperca gobio, 2166 nucleotides long. RefSeq names its product homologous recombination factor with OB-fold (gene hrob). Gene Ontology annotation, biological process: recombinational repair. The record is from RefSeq and is a predicted model, not a curated record. NCBI's taxonomy places the organism in Eukaryota, Metazoa, Chordata, Actinopteri, Perciformes, Bovichtidae.
UCUCUGGCUAAAGUAAAGACAUGGGAACGAAACAAAUCAUUACAGUUACACGCAGGUAUUUAAUGACACUCAAUGUCUCACUAAGUUUGGUGUGCAAACGGAUCAAAUACGGCUUUCAUCGCGAUAUCUCACGACUGCGAUGACGUGCAAACUAAGUGGCCUGUUCAGCAUUGGAGAGGACUUUGAUGAUGAGGACCUGCUCGGGACAGACUGGGCUGUCCGCUCAGCGUCUGGAUCAGCCGAUGUGGCAGCUGCUGUGUCAUCCUGCGCGCUGCGGGCUUCCUCUGUUUCUCACAGAGAGCCGGAGAAGAACUGCCUUCAGCAGACCGGAGAAAGAUCGGCCGCCCUGUGUAAUGGCACGGCAUCAAGGAGCAGCACGCACACUGCUGCUGCUGGACAAACUGUUGCGCUGGGUUUGAGACGGCCCUCCUCCUGCUUCUCAUCCGCUCAGCCCCGUCCUCACACACUGAAUAACUCUCAGCCUAAUUUGGCAUCACAACAGAGUCAUGGCGACACGACGGGGCCGCCGAAGCCCUGCGUGGCUCAGGAUGAUUUUGAUGAUUGGGAUGUUGACCUGGCAGACCUGGAUGAGUGUGACGGGCAGACGGGGCAGCCUCCUGCUGCAACAACACCUGCACCCGCGGUUAAUCCUGCAUCUUCAGCCAAAACGCUGCGACCCCCGACCUGCGGAGGGAUUCAGACGCAACCUAAUCGCACCCUGAGAGACUUCAGCACUGCUCGCCAGGCUCCUGGCUCAUCUAGUCAUAAACUAGCUCCUCGAAUCUGCUCCACUCCCGUUCUGCGAUCUCCAAAUCCCCGCCCCGCUUUCCUGUCAGCCUCUCCACACAAUCCGAGGGUUUUCCCUGGCCUGACUGCGUCUUCUCCCGCCCCCAGCCCCAUUUCCAGGACACUCAACAGGCCCCAGAGACCGUGGGCAACGCCCAGUACCUCCCCUCAGGGCGGCGUCCUCUUUGAGACGGUCUCCCCAGCGUCCUCUUCCUCCACGUCUGUGAGCCCUCAUCCCCAUCACACCCCGGUCCUCACCAACCGCCUGGUCCAGUUGGUAUCAGCCUCCAAUAAGCUUCCUAAGAAGAGGCUUCGCUCCGAGCAUCACCUGCCCAGAACCCGACGCUUCCCCGGCCCCGCUGGAUUCCUGCCGCAGCAGCUGCAGGGUCAGCGCCUGGACGACAUUGUGGUUUCUGUCCCUCAGACUCCUGCUCACGGCGCCGUGGCCCGGUCGCCAAGCCAGGGCUCCAGCUCACAGACCGAAGAAGACGAGUUCAGCGGCGGUGCUUGGUCAGCGAUGAAGGCAGAGAUGGGAUUGGAUGAGAGGAACCCCUCGUGCUUCCUGCACUCCUACAGUGUGGUCAUGGUGCUUCGAAAGGCUGCACUGAAACGUCUGGCGAAAAACAAAGUGCCCAACAUGGCCGUGCUCCUGAAGAGCAUCAUCCACACACACGCCGAUGCCAAGGCUGUGUUUAAAGACCCAACAGGGGAGAUUGAGGGAACGGUUCAUCGGCGUCUCCUGGAGGACCGAGUGGAGGAGCUGAAGGUCGGAGCCGUUCUCCUGCUCAAACAAGUGGGUGUGUUUUCUCCCUCGCAUCGUAACCAUUACCUGAACGUGACCCCCAACAACCUGCUGAGGAUCUACCGCCCUGAUGGAGUCAGUCUGUCCUCCACUCAGCUCGUCCUGGAGCCGAUGUCGUCCGCUGGUCCUUCCCCCGGCGUCCUCCGGGAGCACGUGUCUCAGAUGCAGCUGGUCUUUGACGAGGAGGAUGACGACGAGGGACGAGAGGGGGAGAAAUGCUCAGAGGGAGGCGAAGGCCCAAAAGCCCAGAGAGACACUCGAGCCGGCUGCAGCAGAGAUCCCGCUGGGAACCCGGCAGCACAGGACUCAGGCUGGGACGCAGAUGAUGACCUGGAUGAACUGCUGGGAGAGUUACCUGAGGACACCUACAGCCUCUGACGUUACAUCAACAGACCCUCUGUGCCGAUGAUCUGCGCCGUACCACCGAGUGGAGUUAUUGCACAGCUGACCAGUGAAGAUGCUAUCCUUUAGUUCUCCUGAUUUCCAAAUCAAAAUUGUCUGACCACUGAAGAACUUGCGACAAUGUGUACAUGUUGUAAAGACGUUUUUGAUAAGCAGUUGAUAAAUAAUUAACUUGU